Molecule: messenger RNA, 4324 nt
Organism: Castor canadensis (American beaver)
Lineage: Eukaryota; Metazoa; Chordata; Mammalia; Rodentia; Castoridae
Gene: Wapl
Product: WAPL cohesin release factor
Source: RefSeq, a predicted model, not a curated record
AAAACUUGGAUUUUACAGAGGACUUGCCUGGUGUGCCUGAAAGUGUGAAGAAGCCCAUAAAUAAACAAGGAGAUAAGUCAAAGGAAAAUACCAGAAAGAUUUUUAGUGGCCCCAAACGGUCACCUACAAAAGCUGUAUAUAAUGCCAGGCACUGGAACCAUCCAGACUCAGAAGAACUUCCAGGGCCACCAGUAGUGAAACCUCAGAGUGUCACAGUGAGGCUGUCUUCAAAGGAACCAAAUCAAAAAGAUGAUGGAGUUUUUAAGGCUCCUGCACCACCACUCAAAGUGAUAAAAACUGUGACAAUACCUACUCAGCCCUACCAAGAUAUAGUUACUGCCCUGAAAUGCAGAAAAGAAGACAAAGAAUUAUACACUGUUGUUCAGCACGUGAAGCACUUCAAUGAUGUGGUGGAAUUUGGUGAAAAUCAAGAGUUUACUGAUGACAUUGAGUACUUGUUAAGUGGCUUAAAGAGUACUCAGCCUCUAAACACACGUUGCCUUAGUGUUAUUAGCUUGGCUACUAAAUGUGCCAUGCCAAGUUUUCGAAUGCACCUGAGAGCACAUGGAAUGGUUGCAAUGGUCUUUAAAACAUUGGAUGAUUCCCAGCACCAUCAGAAUCUGUCCCUCUGUACAGCUGCCCUCAUGUACAUAUUGAGUAGAGAUCGAUUGAACAUGGAUCUUGAUAGAGCAAGCCUAGAUCUAAUGAUCCGACUUUUGGAACUGGAACAAGAUGCUUCAUCAGCUAAGCUACUAAAUGAAAAAGACAUGAACAAAAUUAAAGAAAAAAUCCGAAGACUCUGUGAAACUGUACACAAUAAGCAUCUUGAUCUAGAAAAUAUAACGACUGGUCAUUUAGCUAUGGAGACAUUGCUGUCCCUUACUUCUAAACGAGCAGGAGACUGGUUUAAAGAAGAACUUCGGCUUUUGGGUGGUCUGGAUCAUAUUGUAGAUAAAGUAAAAGAAUGUGUGGAUCAUUUAAGUAGAGAUGAGGAUGAAGAGAAACUAGUAGCCUCGUUAUGGGGAGCAGAGAGAUGUUUACGAGUUUUAGAAAGUGUAACAGUGCAUAAUCCAGAGAAUCAAAGCUACUUGAUAGCAUAUAAAGAUUCACAACUCAUUAUUUCAUCAGCUAAAGCGUUACAGCAUUGUGAAGAACUGAUUCAGCAGUAUAACCGUGCUGAGAACAGCAUAUGCAUAGCUGACAGUAAGCCUUUGCCUCAUCUGAAUGUAACUAACCACGUGGGUAAAGCAGUGGAGGACUGCAUGCGGGCCAUCAUUGGGGUACUGCUCAAUUUAACUAAUGAUAAUGAGUGGGGCAGUACCAAAACAGGAGAACAGGAUGGCCUCAUUGGCACAGCGAUGAACUGUGUGCUUCAGGUUCCAAAGUACCUACCUCAGGAGCAGAGAUUUGAUAUUCGAGUGCUGGGCUUGGGCCUCCUGAUAAAUCUGGUGGAGUACAGUGCUCGGAAUCGACACUGUCUUGUCAACAUGGAAACAUCCUGUUCUUUUGAUUCUUCCUUCUGUAGUGGAGAAGGAGAUGAUAAUUUAAGGAUAGCUGGACAAGUUCAUGCUGUUCAGGCUUUAGUGCAGUUAUUCCUUGAGCGAGAGCGAGCAGCCCAGUUGGCAGAAAGUAAAACCGAUGAGUUGAUCAAAGAUGCUCCCACCACUCAGCAUGAUAAGAGUGGAGAGUGGCAAGAGACCAGUGGAGAAAUACAGUGGGUAUCAACUGAAAAGACUGAAGGAACAGAAGAAAAACAUAAGAAGGAGGAUGAUGAUGAAGAACUUGACCUCAACAAAGCCCUUCAACAUGCUGGCAAGCACAUGGAGGAUUGCAUCGUGGCCUCCUACACGGCACUGCUUCUUGGGUGUCUCUGCCAGGAGAGUCCAAUCAAUGUAACCACUGUGCGGGAAUACCUGCCAGAUGGAGACUUCUCAAUAAUGACAGAGAUGCUCAAAAAAUUCCUAAGCUUCAUGAAUCUUACUUGUGCUGUUGGAACAACAGGCCAGAAAUCUAUCUCUAGAGUGAUUGAAUAUUUGGAACACUGCUAGCUGCUUUACCUUUGCUUCAGGUGCUCAGUAAUGCUGGAGCUAUCCUUAGACAAAGAGAAGUUACGAAAGAAGCCCUUGAAGAUUACCAAGAGCAUUCAUCAGUAUCAUUGGUGUUUGGAUUUUUAAGACCACCUGAUUUCUUCGUCACGCAUUCUGCAUUUGCUAAAUGACAGUUACUACAUCAAUCUGCAACUAUCAAAAAUGAGGGAAAAGGUUCAGUCUGUUAAAAAUUCCAUGCAGUAUUUAAAUACACUUACUUGGCAGAGUUUAUACCCUCCCCCUUGUUUUCUUGCUUGAUUGCGGGCAAGUUUUAAGGGGAAAAUUUGUGCUGCUGUUAGUGCAACUGCUGUGUAUGCUGAGCCACUGUUGUCAUGCCAGCCAGGUGCAAAGGCAGCUUAGCUACUGAGGUGUCGAAUGUUCUGAGGACAUUCUAGACAGCAGCUUAGUUCCUUUUUCAGGCUUAUUUGCUUUUGCUUUUUUGUUGAAUGAUUCCAAUCGUAAAUAAAGCUUUUAAUAAUUUUGUGAAUUUUUUGUUGUUGUUCCCUGAACUACUGUCUAUAUUUAAAAUUAGAUGGAAUCCAAAGACACAAGGGAUUAAUAGUAUAUUUUUUUAUUCUUGAUUAGGUUUGGGUAUUAAACUAUUUUUCACUUUUAAGACCACAACCAUAUUCAAUAUCAUACCAUGAUGUGUCAUAGCGAUAGACACAAGAAAACAAGUAACAAUUUGAGGAAAUACUGUAUGAUGAUGUGCCCUGUUAAAGGAUUAAAGCAAAGUAGACAAACCCAGGAUAGUUUACACUUAAUGCUAGGGAGGCUCUUGAAACACUGUUUUUAAGGGAGAGUCUCUAGAUAUAUUUUCUAAUGUUCAGUACAGUAAAUAUAAGGAAGCUAAAACACCAAUGUGGAAUUCAUGUUUCCAGAUAGCAUGUAUAUUCUUCUACAGAGUGACAGGAUCAAUUGCAUAAACACAAAGCCUUAAAAUUGCUGGUGUGGAGACCCUUUUUUUCAUUCAGAUUCUUUGUUCAUAGAGCAGUUGUUUGAAAAACAGUUGUAGAACACACAGAACACGUUUUAUAGACUUAAUUUCACAACAUUGCAAAGUUUUCUUGUGUACUCAGACCACUGAUGAUACUUUUUAACUUUUUUUUUUUUUUUUUUUUUUCAAUCUGUUGGGUCUGAGGACAGGCUUUCUAGAGGUUUGUUUCAUUAAUACUUUUAAUUACCUUUUAGGUAGUUGCAUCAUGUUUCUUCAUUGGAUUUGUAAAACUUGAAGCCAUAAAAAUAUUAGUUUGGUGUGUAUUGGGGAAAAUAGCUAAAAGUCUAAUUUUUACCCAGUUAGACUUUGUUAUUUCCUUGUAUAAAGUGAUGAACCCGGGCUCUUGUAUCAGUGCCAGCUGUAAUGUUUUUAAGCAGUGGCUGCCUUCUUUCGUCUUCCUAUUUUUGAUAAUGCAGAUUGUUGGGAAAUCUAUAAGGAAGUAACUGAUGCCAGGCAAAUUGUUUUCUUCCUUCUCCCCACCCAAGCCCUACCCAUCACCUUUUGAGAAUACAGUAUGCCAGUGUAAUGUGGGAAAGACUGAGAUUAUAUUUGCCCUGAGUAUAAAACUAACUUAGCAAACUGUUUUAAAAGCAUGUCAGUAAAUGAUAUCCUUAAAAUUAGUUAGAUAUAUUUUGUUUAAUUAUUUUAAAUAUCUUGGUAUUUAUUAAUCAUUGAAUUUAGGGAAAUGAACAGAUUUUUGGUAAAACUGACUGUGGCAGAUGGUAAAGAAUAUUCAACAUUUGGAUGAGAUCAAUCAGGGUGAACUACAUUUUUCUGUUACACUGGUAAUCAUUUGAGAGUUGAUUUACCUCAGUGUUUAACAGUUGUUUUGUUUUGUUUUUUAAAUAAUAACUAAUUGUCAAGCACUGAGAGAGAUGCAGGUUUUGGUGGGGAAGGUGGGGGCAGCAUCACCUCACCAACUGCAGUGCAUUUGUGUGUUUUAACCCUCAGAGAACUCUCAUUUUAGGGUACUUGAGGCUGACUUGCAAAUUAACUAAAGUUUUAAAGUAACCUUUUUUUCCAUUGUAAAUAUUUCUGUAAAUACUACCAAUUGGAAAUUAGAACAGUAGAGUACUUUUCUGAAUCCAAUCCUAUUUUUAUUUUAUACAGUAUUUCUCAGCUGUGAUCUUUGGAGCAAAAGCCAACGGCAGGAAAAAAUAGUUUGUACCAGUUUCAUGAAGUAUGUCUUUGGGUUUUUGUAAAUAAUUUUAACUCAAAUAAAAUUGCUACUUUCAAUACA